Onychostoma macrolepis is the source of this 2294-nucleotide messenger RNA. RefSeq names its product zona pellucida sperm-binding protein 1-like. Gene Ontology annotation, cellular component: egg coat. Bases 51 to 1655 code for a protein of 534 amino acids. The record is from RefSeq and is a predicted model, not a curated record. The transcript is spliced from 11 exons. Lineage: Eukaryota; Metazoa; Chordata; Actinopteri; Cypriniformes; Cyprinidae. Gene Ontology annotation, biological process: binding of sperm to zona pellucida; prevention of polyspermy. Gene Ontology annotation, molecular function: acrosin binding; structural constituent of egg coat.
GUUAUGAAUGAAGUUCCCUCAGACACUUUAAUGAUCCGGUUCCUGCAGCGAUGCUGUUUAUUCUCGAUCCGUGCUCUGCUGAGUUUUAUGCACACAUGGCUCUGCAGGGCGUGAACACAUUAGUUCUGGUUUUGUGUUGCAUUGAGUUUGUUCUGUCACAGAGUUCAAAGCCGGUCUCUACUUUAGACCCUUUCUCAGUCAUAGAUGAUGAUUAUUCUGAUGGUGAAGCUGAUCACUCAGAAGUGGCUACUCGAGACAGUGGACCGCUGAUGAACUCAAAGCUGGCAGUUUAUUGUAACAAUGAUACCAUGAAAGUGAUUUUGCCAGCUGGCUCUCUCCGUCAGGUUAAGAUUUUGGGUGCUAAAGUAAUUGAAUCUGUGCUUGGGGCCCCAGGGGCCUGUGGAUACUCUCUGACUCAGGACCACGGAGAUAAUGUUUUGGUUGUUGACUACUCGGGCUGUCAUGUCACCUUGGAGGAUGGCCAUUACACUCUGAGAGUCCUCUAUCCAGAUGAAGAGGGACAGUUGGAUAUCGCUAGAGUGUCUUGUGAUGCAAACCAGCGUCUCACUGCUUCCCUAAAACAGCUGAGUGUGCAGUCAGAUCAGGUGCCAGUUUGUGAAAAACUCCCCCCGACACAGCCGUCCCAGGCAUCGCCUCCCCUGCCGGCUCCGGGCCCUCUGCUGUUCGACGACAGCACACCGGGAGGCUGCGGCAUCUCUGCCGAUCAGAGAGUGUUGUGUGGUGCCUCGGUUAUAACUGAAGACAGGUGCGUGGCUAAAGGAUGCUGUUUUGAUGAGAUGACCUCAGUCUGCUAUUAUCCCAUGGAUGAAUGCACUGCUGAUAAGAACUUUGUCUUUGUUGUUUAUAAUGAUUUCACAAACGUCUCUGUGAACCCCAUGAGACUGAUUGUUGCUGGAAAGCCUAGUUGCAAGCCUGUUAUCUCCAACAAAGACUUCGCCGUCUUCAAAUUUUCUGUCACUGAGUGUGGAACACGUUCUUUCGUUAUUGGCGAGACGAUAAUUUACCUGGCUGAGGUACAGACCACCAUCAGAGUUCGCAACCUGAAGUACGGUGUGAUCUCCAGGGAUAAUCCAAUCAGACUGAUGGUUGAGUGCCGCUACCGGAGGGUUGCAGCCUCUCCCAUGUUUGGCGGACCCGUGCUUGCGAGUGCAGGAUACAUGGUUAUGAGUCCCAGUCUGCCUCCAUUCCUGCUGUCUGAAGGACGGUUUGGAGUUCAGCUUUUAAUUUCUAUGGAUGAAACUUUCACCGAGUUUUACCCACGGUGUCAUCAGCCCCUAAAUGUUCUUUUGGGGAAGCCUGUGUAUCUGGAGUUGCGUCUGAAGUCUCCAAAACCUGCAGCGACUCUCAUAGUUCACUACUGUGUGGCCUAUCCACGCUCCGCUAAGAGCGCCCUGAUUCUGCUGUUUGAUGGAUGCCCUAAUCCUCUAGACUCUGGCACCACCUCCAUCCUUUAUAUGAAACAUCUUCCUCAGAAUCGGCACCAGCGGCGCUUUGAGAUCAAAGCCUUUCAGUUCAUGGAUUUGUCCACCAGAAAAUACCUGAAUGAGGAGAUUUACUUCAUGUGCUCUACUGAAGUGUGCUUGCCCUCUGGCUCACCUUGCACAGAGACCUGCUUCGAUGGAAAGUCUCCCUGAACAAGGCCCAGGUGAACCACUGGCAAUGGGAAUGUGUGAAUCCUCCUGUUGGUGUCGUCUAACUUUUGAAUAAAAUUUUAUCUCUAUAUUUGCACAAUGUUCAUUCUGACAAGCACUUAAGACUAAAGCAUCUAACUGUCCAGGGAUGCAGAUUUAUCAGGGGCGAAGAAGCUUUAAACUUCCCAGAGCGGUCCUGGCACAUGCUCUCAGGGAAUACAACUGUUUAAUAUCACUUUCAAACUAUCAAGUAUUGGAGGGGAAAAAUAGCUUUAUUAAUACUUGACAUGACUACCUUCUCAUAAUCUUAACCUCAUUCUUCCACGCACACAGUUAUUAGUCAUGAGCAGUUUCUGAGGUUAGUUUAACUUAAACACCUCUGAUUGGAUAUUGUGUUGUGACUACAAUGCUGCAGUAACAUGUAAAUAGACAACUUUGUGUUCCAAGCUCUGUUAAAAAUGUCAGUGUUAUUUGAACCCAUAAAUCUGUCAGAUGGCACUGUCGGUCAAUUUACGCUAGUCUCCCGAGACCCGAAACACCUCUUUACCUUUCCAGACCAAUAUGAGUGCGGAACAGGUGACUAUACAUUUGCAUUUUAGUAUGACGAUAUAUUGUUAUACCCCUGCAUUGUUUUGAAUGUUG